This is a messenger RNA of Nicotiana tabacum (common tobacco), 369 nucleotides long. NCBI's taxonomy places the organism in Eukaryota, Viridiplantae, Streptophyta, Magnoliopsida, Solanales, Solanaceae. The record is from RefSeq and is a predicted model, not a curated record.
AUGGUGCGCAAAAACCCAGGAACUUACACAAGCAUAAAAAGAGAUGGGCAGAAUAGAUUUGCUUACAUGUUCUUUGCUCCUGCGACAUCACUAGCUGGUUUGUCCUACUGUAGACCCGUUAUUGCAGUAGAUGCAAUGUUUUUAAAGUCAAAAUAUUGUGGUGUUCUAUUUGUUGUUGUAUCAAAGGAUGCAAACAAUCAAAUCUUUCCUCUAUGUUUUGGUGUAGCAGAUUCAGAAAAUAAUGAGGCAUAUAUUUGGUUCUUCGGGGAAAUGAGAAAAGCAAUUAAAGUCCGCCGUGAACUGGCUUACAGGUUUGGUUGCAUUUUAAAAAAGUACGCAAUGACUUCAGCGAGAAAAAACUUCAGGUGA